Molecule: messenger RNA, 1779 nt
Organism: Anastrepha ludens (Mexican fruit fly)
Lineage: Eukaryota; Metazoa; Arthropoda; Insecta; Diptera; Tephritidae
Product: serine protease inhibitor 42Dd-like
Exons: 4
Coding region: 106-1407 (433 amino acids)
Molecular function (GO): serine-type endopeptidase inhibitor activity
Source: RefSeq, a predicted model, not a curated record
GUUUAUUAUUUUACUCCCACUUUGAGCGGUGUCUGCUAGCCGGCACAUAUAAAUACUUUAUCCAUGUAAACACUCCAGCAAGCCAAAAAAAAAUUUGAUCGGCAAAUGUUGAUGUCAUUUAUUAGACGCCCAGUACACAACGCAUUGAAGACUUCCGCACCUGUUGGGAAUCACCAGUGGAGACGUGGAACGAAUAACAAAUUUGCUAUCGCCUUUACUAUUGCAUUGAUACUCUCUGCGCAUACAACAGCAGCGAAUAUGCCGCACCGUGGUCAAUUGUCAGCGCAACAAGAUUUCGCCCGUAAGUCGGCGCAGUUCGCGGUUAACCUCUUCAAUUUUAUUUACCACAAGGAACCCCAAAAUAAUAUAAUAUACUCACCCUUCUCGAUACAAACAUGUGUGAGCAUGGCUCGCAUGGGCGCCACCGGUGAAACAGCUGCAGAACUCGAUCGCGGACUGGGUUUGCCAUUGAACAACGAGGCAGCUAUUGCCAAUACCUUCCACAACAUCUUGGCUGAUUAUGUUAAUAGUCCAAUUUUAAAGAUUGCCAACAAAAUUUACAUCAUGGACACCUAUAAAGUGCAACAGGAAUUCAAUGAAAUUGCAACGACUAAAUUUUUCUCCUCAGCGGAAAACAUUAACUUUGCGAAUAGCGAAGGUGCAGCGAACACAAUUAAUAAGUGGGUUGAAUCCAAGACCAACAACUUAAUUAAAGAUCUCAUUCCGCCGGCUGCUUUGAGUGGUGAAACACGUAUUGUGUUGGUCAAUGCAAUUCACUUCAAGGGUGAAUGGAAGCAUCAGUUCCCGAAGGAGGCAACACGUGAUGAUAAUUUCUAUUUGAAUGAAGUUGAUUCGGUGCGAGUGCCAAUGAUGAAUUUAAAAGCAACUUUCGGUUUUACCUAUCUGCAUGAUUUGGAUGCCUCAGUAUUGGAAAUGCCCUACAAGGACUCCGAUCUAUCUAUGUUGGUAAUUUUGCCAAGCUCACGCACGGGAUUGGCUACUCUGCAUGAGAAACUGAAGAGCUUUGAUCUAUCUGAGAUCACUCAACGCUUAACCCCAACGAAAGUCAUGGUGAAGUUCCCGAAAUUCAAAGCCGAAUUUGAAAUCGAGUUAAAAGAGGCUUUGGAAAAUCUUGGUAUGAAACGCAUGUUCAGUAGAGAUGCAGAAUUCGGUAAAAUGCUCGACUCCGAUGAGCGAUUACAGGUAUCAAAAGUGAUACACAAGGCCUUCAUUGAGGUUAACGAAGAAGGCACUGAGGCAGCGGCGGCCACUGCUAUGACGGUAAUGUAUUGUUCCUUCGUCGCCCAUCAACCACCCAGAUUCAGCGCCGAUCAUCCAUUUAUCUACUUAAUAAGAAGUGGAACUCAUGGACAGCCAUUGUUUGUUGGAGAAUUUGUGAAACCAUAGGAGUAUAUUUUUUAUUAGUCUCAUCAUUGGUUGAUGCAAAAAUACGGCGGUCGAUUAUAAAUUAACAAAUAUAAAAGUGUUUGCAAUCACAUGUACGAGAAUUAGUAAUAAAGUGAAGACGAAGCGGCAGUAUACAAAUGUAUGUAGAUUUUCAAUUAGAUUUAGUUAUCCUCUGGUCUCUUCUCUUGAAGCUUCCCAAUCAUCACCAAGCUGGCACAAAUAAACCUUCCAUCGUUGGCAAUCGCCAUUUUUAUGCUAGAAGCAAAUCAAUACGUAGAAUUCGUAUGUAAAAACCGUCAAGAUCUAUUGGCAAGCCAAGAAAUGACGGUUCAUGUUAGGAUUUUCCGUGAGUCACAACUGACUCCAGAUCGU